AUGCGAGUUCCGGAGAAACCUAAAACCCUUAGAGAACACGAUGUGGAAGAGAUCGUAAGCGAUAUACAGUUGUUAUCACUGGUUCAUGACAGAGAGAAGGAAACAAAGACGGCAAGUCCAUCCAGUUGUCCUGCAUCAAAGAACUUCAAUAAUCUUCAGACAGAUGGACUGGGACGAGAAUUUACCUUUACUGGAUACGACAUCAUGGCCGAUGUCCCACCCGGGUCCGUGUUUAAAACAAAAUUACAGAAAGAAACAGAAAAGGCCGCGGAACUUUACGUGGCAACCUGUCGUCAUCUUGGUAUUACCCCAGCCUCGUACUUUGCCCAGAGACUUCUAAAAUCGGAAAUUACAAUGAAAAGCCAUGGUCUGGGGCCGACAGGAGCAAGGGCCAUUGCUGUGGCACUCGUGGACAAUAUAAACGUGCAGAAAUUGGAUUUGGAAGAUAACGGCAUAGGUCCCGAUGGGGUAAAAUGUGUGGCAGAAAUGUUAAGUGAUAACAACACGAUAACGGAUUUGGGCGUCGCUGGGAAUCAGAUUGGUUCACAUGGGAUGUGUGCAAUAAAAGAAGUUGUGUGUCAACAUCAGUUUAUUACCAGGCUGGACAUAUCCGGAAAUGAGCUUAAUGAUCACAGUGCUCGCCAAAUACAGGACAUACUAGAGACUAAUACUUGCCUUACCGAACUGAAGGCUAGUCAUAACAAAUUUGGAGAGGAAGGAGGGAUUUAUCUCGGGAAAGCCUUAAUUAAGAACAACACAUUGGCAACACUUGAUAUAAGCUGGAAUCAUUUGAGAGGGAAGGGGGCUGUUGCCAUCGCAAGCUGUUUACAGAAAAACGAAGGUUUGAGAGUUUUGAACGUGGCGUGGAACGGGUUUGGUACGGACGGUUGCAUUUCUUUACAGAAAUCUCUUCGCAUUAACGACACACUUAGAGAGCUGGACAUUUCAUCCAAUCGAAUAGAUAUGAAUGGCAUAGGCCCGCUGGUGAAUGGAGUCCAGCACAAUGGAGGCCUUAGGGUUUUGCGGCUGGGCCAAAAUCCGGUUACGCCAGAUGUGUGUGUGGUAAUACUAAGAGCUCUGGAAAAAUCCAAGAAAACUGUUUUAGAAACUUUGGAUUUAAUGGACAUACUGGUCGACAAAGAAUUUGAGGAAGUACUGAAGACAGUACAAGAGAAAAUGCCCUUGAAGGUUAUAACUGGAGCUGCCAUCAGGAACUCGGACAUUGUGUAUCGUGACGGGAAGGGUAUCUCAGGCAUGGACCCCAUCAAGCUGCUCUUUGAGUACAUGAACAGGGAAGGACUGCGGAUCAUUGACCUUUUCACAUCUCUGGACAGGGACGGAAGUAGAUCCGUUAAUCACAAGGAGUUCCGAGAAGGGCUUUUGAGUGUGAAUGUUCCGCUGACUGAAGACCAGAUAGAACGACUGAUCGAUAGAUUGGAUAAAGAUAAAGAUGGGGAGGUGGACUUCUCGGAGUUGAUCGAAGGUGAGAGGGCGUAUAAACGAAAACAGCUGAGGUUAAAGAUGAAGAAGGAGGAGAUAGCAAAACAGAAAAGGAUACAACGAAAGAAAGAAAGAGAGGCAGAGAAGAAAGUCAAUGAGGAAGGCGUUGAACUGUGA
Molecule: messenger RNA, 1617 nt
Organism: Liolophura sinensis
Lineage: Eukaryota; Metazoa; Mollusca; Polyplacophora; Chitonida; Chitonidae
Product: leucine-rich repeat-containing protein 74B-like
Exons: 12
Coding region: 1-1617 (538 amino acids)
Molecular function (GO): calcium ion binding; protein binding
Source: RefSeq, a predicted model, not a curated record